GGAAAAUUAUUGUAUCUAUGGCUCCGAAAAGAUCAUCAGGGAAUCCCAGGAAAUGUCCAACUACGCCUACUACCGAAAGCGCAUCACGGUGCUGUGAUCUUAAGGGAAUAUUGACAGAGAUUAAAAAUACUCAAAUAGAGCAAGGAAAGACACUUAAAGAACAAGCUAAAACACAAGAAGACCAAAAUAAAUUGCUUUCCUACAUCAAGAUGUGCAUGGGCAAACGUGAAAUAGAACAACGGUUGAUCAACAAAAUAAGAAGCGGUUUCCCCAUCAGUAGCAUGAAAGAUUUGGCGAAUUUUGAGAGGAAACUCAUUAUACAAGAUUGGAAGGAAGCUUUCCAAAGUAUCGCCAAAGAAAAUCUAAAGUUGAAAGAAUUUCUGACCGACGAAGUCAUAUUUCAAACAAAUUUGUCUGGAGCCAACAAAAAAGUUCAGAUGCGUGGGCUUCGCUUCUAUAAACUAUGGAAAGAAGCAUCCAAUAAUUCAGCGACUAGAUUUGACAAUUUUAUAAGAAGGGAAAUAGAAAAAGCGAAGAACCGGGUGUAUGUGAAGAAUUCAAAGAAUAAGAAGAAGGAACAAAUUUGUCAGGUCCCUCAGGAGGAUGAUACGUCAGACGAGGACCUUCCUGAGCAAAACGCACCACAGGAGGAAACUUUUGAAAUAGAAGUGUUCUCUUCUCCAAAACCUGAGAAUGAGAUGACUGACGCCGAGUCAGAUGAUGUGCAGUCUGAUAGUCCAUUUGAAGAAUAAUUAUGAGUUAAAGUCUUUAUUAAACCGUUCCUUGCAUCCUGCUUACGAAAUACCAAAUGAAAUUAUAAUAAUAUUCAUAUUAAUAUUCUAUGAAAAAAAAACAAAGUUGCUCUUCAUAUAAGUGUAAAUUUUACAUUCUAAGGUUGGUAAAGAGGCUAUUUUUGCGUUGCUGAACAUAUGAAUUUAGGUCAUUUUUGCUUUUCCAGACACUGAUUUAGAACAACCGUAUAAGAAAUGGAUGUAAAAUGUUAUAAUAAUUUACACAACGUUUGACAAAUCUAAAUGUAUUUGAAAUAUGUUUUGGGAAUGAAGUCAGUUGAUUCUCCUUUAUAUCAAUUCAUUGUUUCUCUAAUAAAAUGAUUUUUUUGAAUAAAA
This is a messenger RNA of Phlebotomus papatasi, 1127 nucleotides long. RefSeq lists its product as uncharacterized. The record is from RefSeq and is a predicted model, not a curated record. The transcript is spliced from 4 exons. NCBI's taxonomy places the organism in Eukaryota, Metazoa, Arthropoda, Insecta, Diptera, Psychodidae. Bases 18 to 752 code for a protein of 244 amino acids.